GGUGAGUUUCGGAACGCCGAGCCGAGGUCGAUCGGUCUGGUGACUGGUCUGUCGGACGGGAUCUCGGAUGUGUCGAGCGAUGUUUCUCUCACACGUCAAUUUGUAACGAGUAACGUCCCAAUUUUCUCUCCGUUUAAAGUUACACUCGUAGAGGCAAAAUGGCAACGCUCGCCCGCGUCGGAAUCGCGCGACUCGGAUACAAUAACCUCACUAGACAAUUAUGUAAGGUGACUGCCGCCAACUGCCAUGCUACGCAAUCGGCCUUCAUCUCGCAGAAGGCGAAACGCGUGGACCGUCGACGGUACGCGCCGUUCGACUACCUGCACAAGAAGUACAACGUCUGGGCGCAGCUGUUCGACCCGAUGGUCGAUCGGUGCGACGAGAACUCCAAGGUGAUCGUCGUCGAGGGCCCGAUCGCCGCGGGCAAGUCCCAGGUGGCCGCUAAGCUGGCGGAGGAUUUCGAGAUGGUCUACCUGCCGGCGCCGACCUUCGACGACUUGUACAUAGACACGAACGGAUACGACCUGCGCACGCUGGACGCCCGGCUGUCCACGGGCUCGCAGUCGUGCGACGUGCAGAAGUUUCUGACGAAUCCGCGCCACCCCAACGUGCCCAUGUUUCAGUUUCACUACUUCCAGCUCAGGUACGACCAGUACAUCACCGCUCUGCUGCACCUGACGUCGACCGGCCAGGGGGUGGUGCUCAGCCGUUCCUUCUACACAGACUACGUGUUCGCCAGGGCGAUGAUGAACGCCGGCUACAUGCGUCCGGAGGCGUACCAGUUUUACAGCGACGUGGUGGGCAUCGCCAAGUUAAUUAUGCUCAGGCCUCAUUUGAUCGUUUAUUUGGACGUGCCUGUGGACGCGGUCAAGGCAAAGAUUAAGAAACGGGGCAUACCGUACGAAGUGAAUUCCAAGGUUCUCACCACGGAGUAUCUCCAGGAUAUUGAAAACAUAUACAAGUUGGAUUAUCUGAAGAACAUUAAGACGCAUUCGCACGUGCUGGUCUACGACUGGACGAACGAGGGAGAUGUUUCCAGCAUGGUCGAGGAUAUCGAGGCACUGAACUUUGAUUACGAAAAGGGGGAGAAGAAGAUGGAAGACUGGCGAUUCGAGAACGUUCAGGAGCUUCGAACUAAGAGGAAAUUAUGCGAGAGGAGAUAUUUGCUGCAUAUGGAUUAUAUCAGAAACGAAUUCUCGGUACCAGAAUUGCACUACUCAGCUGAUGAGAACGAGGAAAUAUAUCACGUAAUGAAAACGGUACCCGGAUCUGAAUACACUAAGGGAUUCAAUCCGUUUUACAAAGACAAAAGAAGUAAUAUUUUGUGGAAGACAGAACCAUCUUAUGAGUUUGCGACCUUAAGAAACUGUCCGCGCGAGGUAGACUUGCUAAAUGAAGAAAUAAAGAAGCUCAAGGCCGCCGCGACGCUGUAAGAUGUAAAAAAGUCGAUAUAUCUAGGAAAAAAUAGAGCCUGUAAACAAUAACUGAAGUAAAAAUAAAUUUUACCUUUAACCGGGAAA
This is a messenger RNA of Vollenhovia emeryi, 1520 nucleotides long. It is a transcript of the gene ND-42, whose product is annotated as NADH dehydrogenase [ubiquinone] 1 alpha subcomplex subunit 10, mitochondrial. The transcript is spliced from 4 exons. Gene Ontology annotation, cellular component: cytoplasm. Bases 159 to 1433 code for a protein of 424 amino acids. Lineage: Eukaryota; Metazoa; Arthropoda; Insecta; Hymenoptera; Formicidae. Gene Ontology annotation, biological process: mitochondrial electron transport, NADH to ubiquinone. The record is from RefSeq and is a predicted model, not a curated record.